Messenger RNA from Lactuca sativa (garden lettuce), 869 nucleotides. RefSeq lists its product as uncharacterized. Lineage: Eukaryota; Viridiplantae; Streptophyta; Magnoliopsida; Asterales; Asteraceae. The record is from RefSeq and is a predicted model, not a curated record.
UAAUUUAGGCAGAAAACAAAUUGUUUUAUAAACAUCGGUUACUUUACUAAAUCUUUAUAAUUCAAUAAAUCAUUACAAGACAAGGUUCCUAGAGAUGUUCACAUAAGUGUGGUGGUGGUCCUUGAAGCGUGUGAGCCAUAUCUCAUCCUCCUUCUUUACCAUAUCAUUCAAUUUCAACCUAAUUCCACCCACUCACGCAGUCAUUAACUGAAUCUACACAGAUAAUACAGCCCCGGAUCCAAUGGCCGUUAACAGUAAUAGACAAGAGCAGGACCAAACGCCGACGUCUACUGCCUCCCCGACGUAUUUGAUUAUCUUGAAGCUCAUGAGCAAACGCCGGACAUGGGUUCUCCUCUUCUUAUUUGUCUACACAAUCCUCUUGUCAUCAUCAUGGAACCUCCUACAAUCAGUUCUAUCAUGGUACGACGCCGCCGUUACCACCUCUCCUUCGUCUUCAACUGGGUGGCCGGCGAUCUACGCUUCGGUGGCUUUGGGUGUGAUUUUCGGCCUUCUUUCGAUGGCGGCCGCUUUAGCCGUGGCGAUUCCGGCCACCGUCGUCACUUGGAUAUCUGUGUUGGUUUUGUUGACUUUUUUUGGGAAGCCGAGGAAAUCGCUGGUGGUCGAAGGGAAGAAAUUGACGGCGGAGAUUACUCGGACGGUGGGUAAGAUAUUGAUCAAAGAAGGGAAUUUGGUUGCUGCUGUUUGUGCUGUUUUGGGGUAUUUCUUGCUAGUCAGGAAUGGCGGAAAAGACUAAAUUCAUUGCUAUGUACAAUUUUUGUUGCUUUAUGUAUAACUUAGUAUAGCAGUAACCAUUUUGGAUUUUGUUAUUUCUGUUCUGGAAAUACAUUUUGCCUCCUACUAUUCCAAUA